Molecule: messenger RNA, 14584 nt
Organism: Paramuricea clavata
Lineage: Eukaryota; Metazoa; Cnidaria; Anthozoa; Malacalcyonacea; Plexauridae
Source: the annotation of a GenBank genome assembly
AUGGAAAAGGAUUUAUGGAAUAGAAAAGGCUCUAUUGCCGUCAGCUCUAUUUCGGCCGGCGCCUCGCCAAAGAUCGGGCAAUUUCAAGGCCAAACUCCGAAACGAGUAAGUCGAAUAUAUUUAUGUUGUAUAUGGACUGUUUGCUAAAUAAUUACAGUAAAUCCUAGUGUGUUUAACUGUUAAAGACAGGUAUUAAGCUUUAAACACCAGUUUUUCUAAGCCCUCAUCAACCUUAUUUUAAUGCUUAAAUAAAUCGAAGACCUUUUAUCCCUCUCAAAUUUUUGAUUUUAUAGUUGUAGUUUGGACUUUUCACGUUUUAAUAUUAAAAGCCCUAUUGUAUAUUGUGUUUUUCGCUUGAUUUCUUGUCACGUAAACUGAAGAGAAACAUUUUAUUUAUCUUUUAGGCUUUAGCAAGGACUUAUUCUCCGUUCAGAAAAUCUAGAAGUCGAUCCUCUUCUUUUAGCUCUUGUGAUAGUACAGGUAAAACAACGUGAUUAUUAUUAUUCCAGACAUUUUUAUUACAGCUGAAUUUUGUUGACAACAAAGUACUUAACAGCAAACGAGGCCUUUGGAAAAGAAUGCCGAAUUAUUUUUUAGUAAAUUUUAAAGACGCAAAUCCUUUAAGAUUUGGUAAACAUUUCCAUGGCUUUAUAUAUAUAAGAGCCGUUCAAUAUUAAAAUAUUGGGAUUGGAAAAAAAUUUUGCAACAUUGCUUGGAAUAAAUAUUAAUUACUACAUAGAAAUGAAUGAGAACUUUCUAAAAAUCCAUUCAACAGGGUUUGUAUUGAGGCUGGGGUAGCAUUGGGUCAUUCCCCAAAUUUACAGACAAAAUUUUUUGUGGUCAAAGCCAGGGAGAUUACUGUAUUGCACAGGCAUCGAUUCUUGUAUAUUUGAAAUAUAUAUGGUUUCGGUGGAGAUCUCAAACGUGGUUCUUGAGGCCCUGAUUCCGGGUUUCUUCCAGGGGUCUCUAGGGAACAAGGCAUGUUUUGCAAUGCCAAAAAAAACAUAGGGAACAUGAUGAAAUCUUAAUGGGAAAACAAGGGGGAAAAUCUGGAAAACUUUUCAUGGGAACACAGACCCUCUCUUUAGUGAAUGUACACCCCCCCCCCCACACACACACACACCACACCACUGUCCCCUCCCCAUUUCACACUCUUGCAAACUCUCUUGUGGAGAACGUAAUCUUUUGUAUAAUCAGUAUUUGCCAGACAGCAAAAUGUAAACAAGGAGUCUGUUGUGAUUUGUGACUAAAAUUUCUAUUACAUUAUUUCUGGCAACAGCAGCUGCAACACAAGUAGCAGUGUGCUUUAUUUGGCACACCUGCAUCUCUGUAUCACAUCAGUCCUUGCCUGCAUUCCCUGCCAAGAUCGGACACUUUGCAAAAAUCCCCCCCCCCCCCGGGAAUUUAGGUUGAUCACAUAUUUCGUUUCAUCUGAUGUUGUAAAUUUCAGGCUUUUCUUGUUUAAAUAAUAGAUUAUAUAUGGGGCUUGCAUUUCUGAAAAAAAAUUAGUUGUAUAGUAUUGUUAUUCUUGCAUAAUGAUUGCUGAUGCCAGUACAUAUUUUAAACGUUUUACAGUGGGGGGCCGAAACCAAGAUUAGGGUGCAGUGUGAUUUCCCCAGAGUUUUUUGGUCACCCAGUCUGAGCCACGGAUUAGUGGGCCCAUUGGAGCAAAAUCCCCCCCAGUACAGUAUAUAUUAAAAUAUGCCUACUCAUCAGGUUAUUGUGAAAUUUGAAUUGCAACAUCUUUAUGUGGUAUUAUUUGAGGGUAAUAAUGGUAUACAACUGGUCAUAUAAGUAUAGAUGGGCCUAUAUUUAGAUCAGCUAUCAUUUAAAGCAUUAUAAACGUAUUGGGGAGGGAAUUGCUCCCAUUCCCUGCUGACAGAGGUCACUGUAAUGCCGGAGACUGUGUAAGUUAUGCAGUCGAGUCUUGGAGGUCAUCAUUAAUUUGAGAGAUAUUCAGGUCAAUAAUGUUAUGAUAAAUCCCCUUUCCAGUUCAAUAACAUAAAAUCACUACUUCAAUAUACAAAAUGAAUAUCUAUUAAAAUGAUAUUCAAAUGCUGGAACAGCGACCAUUUUGGCUUAAAAAUAUGCAGCGGAAGUUAAAGACGAACAUUGGGAACAAUAGAAAACAAAAAUUCGUAGUGAAAAGUACAGUCAGGCAGAACAAACUGAAAGUGAAUAGAUGCAAAAAAGGCAAUGAUAGCAGAAAUUAUUGUUUAAAAUUACUAAAGCAAAACAAUCUGUUCAAAAACUAAAACAAAGCAAUAAAACUUCAAAAACAAAGAAUUUACAUAAAGGCCUAAGACUUUUUAAAGAUGAUCAUGAUUAUUUUCAACAACCGAAUAAAAAGUGGUUGUAGUGGUGAAAAAAUAGGAUGGGAAAUUCAAAAUUCUGACAGGAAAAUGAACGGAAAUUUUCCAAGAAAAAAACAAAUUAUGGUAAACAGGAAAAGUAAAAUGUUUUAUGUUUAGUAAAAAAUUAAAACAGCUAGGGAAAACAAAUGUUUUAUGCAGAUUAACAUAACAAAUGAACGAUUAAGUGGGUCGAAGCAUCACGGAAUUCCGUGGCGCAGCGCAUUGUGGAUUUUGCUCGCCGGUUCAAAGGAGACAAAUGGCAUAAUAUGGCGUCCGCAGAAAAUGGACCGUCCCCUUCGGAGGGACAUGGCUCUGGAGAUGUUUCAUCCAGAUCACCGGCAGCUGCUCAAAAACCACCAAUGUUAUCUGAACUCAAGGUUCGAACGUGCUCACAUGUUUGUUAUGCUUUUACUCAAUGUUAAUAUUUUUACUUGACUGUUUCGCUAACCAAAAUGUUAUUGAACAGAGACUCAGCUUUUCCGAAAGUAUGUCCUCGAGACGGCUGCCCCGAGCAAGAAAGCGGACAAUGUCUGUCUCGUCUACGGACAGUUAUAGCUCAGGUUAGGCAAUUUUUACUUGUGUGGCGAGCCUUCUAGUUUUCGCAAAUUGUCAAAAUCAACCACAAGAUGACAUGACAAAUGGCAACAAUAGAAUUUGUACUGCCGGCACUAAUGACUCGUUUUGUCGAAAUCAAAAUAACUGUACAUUAUUAUGUACUUGUAUUAGUUCGUUUAGCUUCAUAUAUUUCAAAAGCUUCUCCUUUCUAUUGUUUUGAAGUAGUUUUACUUAGAAGCGAGUGAGUGUUCACUGUCAUGUCAUCUCUUGAAAAUGCAAGUCAAUUUCAUUCUCAUUAUAAACAAUGUCUAUAGCGUUAUUGCUUGUGUGUUUUAGCGAGCUAUUCUGACAACAGCAUUUCGUCAGACGAAGAUGACGGCGUUUCACCGAGAGAGAAAGAGCAGGUAAUGUUAUAGACUUGGAAUUUUGACAAAAUAUCGAUACAAAAAUGCGUAAAGUAUGCUAUAUCGUAGCUCUCAUUUCCGGCCGAAAUAUUUUUCGGCUUCAAUAAUAUUAAUACUGUCUGCAUAUUAUUAUUAUGUAAAAUAUUAAUACCCAGGAAAAAUCCUGGGUAUUUAAAUGAACUUUUGACCUAUUUUACCAGUAAAUGCUUUUAGUAUUAAAACGAGUUUGUUUUGUUUUAUCCCAAAAGGGGAAGAAAAUGUUUUGUUACAUAACUACAUUUACUGGUCACAUCACGUAUAUAAUAUUCAAUAUAAUUCCAAACAAUGCUGGAUUUGUUAUAUAUAUAAUUCCAAACAAUGCUGCUCAUACCAGAUUAGUAGUCAAAUUGGGAAAUAUAGUAUUAAAUAUAUAGUGUUUUAUAUUGAAUAUGUCUGCAUACCUAGGGGCAAUGAACAAAAUCAACAAAUAGAUUUUGUCUUGUGAUCACAUACUGGUCCCUCAAUUCGUGUGAAGCCCUGCUGCAUUGCACAUCAAUCAAAGUCCCUUUCUUAGAAAAUUCAGUUUUUUUUAGAAAAUCAGAGUUAAUCUGUUAUUGGAAAUUUUUGCCAACCCCCAAUACAGAAGUCCAUCUCCAUUGUUUUUUGCGUAAGCGCUAUUCGUCAUGAUUCGUCACUCAGCAAGUACCGUAAUUGCGUAAACAGAAGCAGUCACCCUCUGGAAAUAUUCAAAAUGGCACAUGUCCAGGGGGUGACUGCUUCUGUUUACGGUACUCGCUGAGUGACGAAUCAUGAUGAAUAGCGCGUACACAAAAAACAAUGGAGAUGGACUUCUGUAUAGUAUUCUGUGGUCAGGGGCACAAAAGUGACCAAAUAGGUAUUACAGUAAACACAAUGAAAUUUAAAGAUCUGUGGGAGAUUUGAUUUUGAAAAUUGUUUAUAUCAAGCGAGAUUGCGAAUUGGCUUCUGCAAAGACUAGAGUCUAGAAUCUAGAAAUUAAAAAUUUGGCAUUGAUAUACAGUUAUACAUUUGAUUGGUUUAUCGAAGGUUUUUAUCCGGAUUUUUUCCCAAUCAGAAUGCUUUACCAAACUCAGUAUGGCCAAGGUGAAGUGCUUUCUGGAAGCUUCAAGGGCUUCCUGGAAUUGCCCAUAAUUACUGUUUUAAUUUAAGGAAAUGGGUGUCAUUACUGUCAUAGCCAAGGGGGUCUCCUCUGAGGAAGUCAUUCUUUCCCGGAAACAAUGCCAUUGGUGAAUCAUUUUAAAUUCAUUAUGAAAAGCCUUUGUUUUCCUAUUUCUAUUUCAGGCUGUUUUACAACAACAAAAAUUUAAUCUAUGUUAAUAUGAAACAUUAGCACAGCAUGCUUGUUUUCAAACUCAUAUCUAUAGCCUGGCCAUUUUUUUCUUUCAGCAAAGUUCCAGUGGAUUUUCAGACUUCUGUAUCAAGAAUAUCAGUCGAGCAGACUUUGGCCAACGUGAAAUUGAAAUUGCAGAACAAGGUGUGUGUUUCAUUGGAGAUAUGGAAAACAUCAAAACUCAAUGUCUCUGUUGUGCAAUGCAAACUUUGGGAUUUCUGGGAUUAAUGAUUCGCCUAAUUGCAAUCUCUCUUUCAUAGAAAUGCCCGGUUUGAUUUUACUGAGAAAGAGAAAUGCUAAUGAUAGACCUUUGGAAGGAGCGAAGAUUGUCGGGUGCACUCAUGUAACAGCACAGUCAGCGGUAAGCACUCAUGCUGUGUUUACUCUAUAAUGCUAUGGCUAGUAGUGUGUUAAAAAUUUACCACGUUUGUUGGUAUUAUGUUUGCGCUAUAAUGGAGUGGUUUGCGGUAGCGUACUAACUACGGACCACUACACUUGGCACUUCGGGUGCAAUUCGAUACGCUAUGGUAAAUUGCUGUAGCAUUGUGUUUACACUACAAUAGAUUUGCCAUAGCAUACCAACUACGGUCCACUACUCUUGGCAGCACUCUGGAUGCAAAUCAAUACACCUCGGUAAAUUUGCUAUUGCAUCAUAGUGUAAACACUGCCUAAGUAACUGUAAGUUUGGAAAGGUAGCUCAAUUGCCCAAACAUUUACUUCAAUCUAAUUUUAUAAUCUUAUAAUUUAUUCUGAUUUUAGGUGUUGAUUGAGAGUUUAUGCAUGCUUGGAGCCCAAGUGAGAUGGUGUGCUUGCAAUAUUUAUUCAACUCAGGUAGUGUAGGAAUAGAGUCACAUAACAUAAUCCAUUUUAUGGGUGCAGGUUUAGAUAUUUCAUUAAUAGUGGUUGAUAUACUCUUUCAACCCACAUCAAGAGUACUCUUCAGUCUUGAACCAUAGGAACCCUUGUGAAAAUGUUGAUAGUUAGGCCUAAAAAAAUAGGUUUUCCAUUUUCAUAUCAUGAAAAAAUUAGGGUGGGUUGGUUGGAAAAAUUGGGUUUUUUUAAAAAUAUUUUUGUCAUGGUUUUGGCCAAUUAUUGUAACAACAGAUGCCAUUUUUGCAUGCUGUAUGAGCAGCCUGCAACCACCCGUAGAAAAUAGGGUUGCACUGCCAAUCACAGCGAAAAAAUAAUAGGGUCCGCAGAAAAAAAUAGGGUCGGUCGGGAAACCGCAACCACGGUUAGAAAAUAGUAUUUUGACUAUUUAGUAUUUUGAGUAUUUUUAUUUUUUAGAAUGAAGUUGCUGCUGCCUUAGCUGAAAAAGGUCAUUACAUAAUAUGACUACAGUAUAAACAUUUACUUUGACUCAUUUCUGCAUGCCCCAUUUUAAACUUUAAAAACAGUGCAUCCAGGGAUAAACACACCCCUCCCCUGCAACUCCUACCCCCUGGGAAAUCUACACUCUACCACAGCCCUCCCUUGGGAAAUUUUCACCCCCCCCCCCCUAUGAGUUGUGCACCCUCAGCCCAGCAUCAGAUAAGUAUAGAUCUGUCUGUAACGUAGACCAUAUAUUUUUAGGUUAUCCAAUAUAUGCUUGGAAAGCAGAAACUGAGGAAGAUUUCUGGUGGUGUAUUGAGAAAUGUAUCAAUGCACCUGGGUGGAACCCUAACAUGGUAAAUUAUCAGGGUAAUACGAACCUUAUACAUAGAUCAAUCAACUGAUGGUUUUGACAACAGUUCCAGGACUACCCUUGUUUCUGUACUACCCCUCCAAAACAUCGCCACUAGGGGUGCACCGGAUUUCAAAUCUGGCCGGAUUUAACGAAUUUUCCGGCAUCCAGCCGGAUUCGGAGAAAAUCCGGCCGGAUUUAAAUUUCUGUUUUUACCUUGAAAAUUCACCAAGAAUUGGAUAAACCAUCAAUUUGGCAGCUUUAAAGUUCAAAAAACACUUGAUAUUAUUAUAAAAUAUUAAGUUAUUAACAAAAAGAUAUUUAAAAAAGGUUUAAACACAAUCAAAAAUCUAAACUGACAGUAACUAAAAAUAGUAAAAAACAUAAACCGCCAUUUUGAAUACUGAAUUAUCCCAAUUUAUACCAAUUACCGGUUUAUCUCAAAUCCGGCCGGAAUCCCGGCCGGAAUUUUUGACCAAAUCCGGUAAAUCCGGUUCCGGCCGGAUUUGAAAAUUCCAAAUCCGGUGCACCCCUAAUCGCCACUCAAUACACUGAGACAAAGUAAAUCCGGAUCUACUUUAUGGAUCUACUUACCGCCAACCAAUCUGGUUACAUACCAAAACAGACUGUCUUGCACAUAUAUGAUGUACCCACUUCUCCAAUUUGCAGAUCUUAAAUGAUCACACUAAGUACAUUUCUGUAAAUGUUUGGCUGGCUGGGUGAAAGGUGAAACAAUAAAAUAUUGUGAAAGGAAAAACAAAAUGUGCUUCCCCAACCAGCGCUAAGCAGUAUAAGAAAGCAUUGUUAUAAUUUAUUUCUAGAUACUUGAUGAUGGUGGAGAUUCGACACAUCUCAUGUACAAGAAAUUUCCUGGUAGAUUUAGCGUUCUUAAAGGCAUUGUAGAAGAGAGUGUAACUGGCGUUCAUAGGUGAGACGAAAUAUAAAAUACAAACACCAAAGAAAGCAUCUUGUACUCUUAUUUAACCCAUUGAGUGGCAGCACUCUCACUUGAUCAGUAAAAUCAUCUGGCAUUAGACAGAGUAAAAAAAGUUUCUGUGACCACAGUAUGAAUUUUGCAUGGGUAAAUUUGGACCACUUGGUGUUUAACACUGAGUCAGUUUCCUCAAAUUUAAUACAGUUCUUAGAUAUCCUUCAAAACUUAGAAUUUUCCUAUGCAAAAUUCCUACUGUGAUCACAGAAACUUUGAUAGUGUAAACCAUCCUUUAUAACACUCAGUAAGUUUCCUCAAACAUUUCUUACAAAUCAUUCAAAACUUAGAAUUUACCUAUGCAAAAUUCCUACUGUGAUCACAGAAACUUUGAUAGUGUAAACCAUUCUUUAUAACACUCAGUAAGUUUCCUCAAACAUUUCUUACAAAUCCUUCAAAACUUAGAAUUUUCCUAUGCAAAAUUCCUACUGUGAUCACAGAAACUUUGAUAGUGUAAACCAUCCUUUAUAACACUCAGUAAGUUUCCUCAAACAUUUCUUACGAAUCCUUCAAAACUUAGAAUUUACCUUUGCAAAAUUCCUACUGUGAUCACAGAAACUUUGAUAGUGUAAACCAUCCUUUAUAACACUUAGUCAGUUCCCUUAAACAUUUCUUACAAAUCCUUCAAAACUUAGAAUUUACUUUUGCAAAAUUCCUACUGUGAUCACAGAAACUUUGAUAGUGUAAACCAUCCUUUAUAACACUCAGUAAGUUUCCUCAAACAUUUCUUACAAAUCCUUCAAAACUUAGAAUUUACCUAUGCAAAAUUCCUACUGUGAUCACAGAAACUUUGAUAGUGUAAACCAUCCUUUAUAACACUCAGUAAGUUCCUUCAAACAUUUCUUAGAAAUCCUUCAAACUAGAAUUUACCUAUCCAAAAUUCCUACUGUGAUCACAGAAACUUUGAUAGUGUAAACCAUCCUUUAUAACACUCAGUAAGUUUCCUCAAACAUUUCUUACAAAUCCUUCAAACUAGAAUUUACCUAUCCAAAAUUCCUACUGUGAUCACAGAAACUUUGAUAGUGUAAACCAUCCUUUAUAACACUCAGUAAGUUUCCUCAAACAUUUCUUACAAAUCCUUCAAAACUUAAAAUUUACCAAUGCAAAAUUCCUACUGUGAUCACAGAAACUUUGAUAGUGUAAACCAUCCUUUAUACCACUCAGUAAGUUUCCUCAAACAUUUCUUACAAAUCCUUCAAAACUUAGAAUUUACCUUUGCAAAAUUCCUACUGUGAUCACAGAAACUUUGAUAGUGUAAACCAUCCUUUAUAACACUCAGUAAGUUUCCUCAAACAUUUGUUAUAAAUCCUUCAAAACUUAGAAUUUACCUUUGCAAAAUUCCUACUGUGAUCACAGAAACUUUGAUAGUGUAAACCAUCCUUUAUAACACUCAGUAAGUUUCCUCAAACAUUUCUUACAAAUCCUUUAAAACUUAGAAUUUACCAAUGCAAAAUUCCUACUGUGAUCACAGAAACUUUGAUAGUGUAAACCAUCCUUUAUAACACUCAGUAAGUUUCCUCAAACAUUUCUUACAAAUCCUUCAAAACUUAGAAUUUACCUUUGCAAAAUUCGUACUGUGAUCACAGAAACUUUGAUAGUGUAAACCAUCCUUUAAACACUCAGUAAGUUCCCUCAAACAUUUCUUACAAAUCCUUCAAAACUUAGAAUUUACCUAUGCAAAAUUCCUACUGUGAUCACAGAAAUUUCGAUUGUGUAAACUAGGCUUAACUUUUGUGCGAAAGCUUAGUUAAGUAUACAAUCAUGUAAAUAUUUGAUCCUUGAAUUUUCAGAGCAAGUGGAUGAGCUUACACGAAGUAGAAGUCUGUCUGAGCUGGAGAAGACCACUGAACAUCGUGUUGCUGAGUCAGCAAAAAGUACAGCGAAACACAUGCAGAAGCAGGCAGCUCUCAGUGCAGAAAAAGCAUCAAAGAACAAAGGUACAAUUUUUUUGUUCAGGUUUCCUCCUGUAGUAACACUGGAUCAAUAAGAGACGAUCCUUACUGGACCUCUAGGGAGAACAGUUUAGAACUGAUACAGAACUAUCCAGUAUAAAUAAAGUUAGUUUAGUUUAGUAGGUUUUUUCCUCUAGUAACACUGGAUCAAUAAGAGACGAUCCGUACUGGACCUCUAGGGAGAACAGUUUAGAACUGAUAGGGCUAUCCAGUAUAAAUAAAAUUAGUUUAGUUUAGAUUUCCUCCUGUAGUAACACUGGAUCAAUAAGAGAUGAACAUACUGGAUCUCUAGCAGAGUUGUAGACUCGAGUCGUGUGACUUGGACUCGAGUCGCAAUUUUUGUGACUUGUGACUUGACUUGUUAAAGAAACUGAUGACUUGUGACUUGACUUGGACUUGGACAAAAUGACUUGUGACUUGACUUGGACUUGCAAGAAAUGACUUGUUACCAACGCAAGUCAAACAUAUCUAGUGAAAUCUCUAGUGAAAAUCAAGUUUUCCAAAAUUUUUGUGUUGAUCGAUUGAUCGUCGUGUGUUGAUCGAUCGAUCAUCGACAGAAUUUGUGCCGGCGUAUUUUCUGACAAAACGGGGUUUUUUCGCGAUUUUGUGGUAAAAUUUCUGACAUAAAAUAACGACGCCAUAUUUACAUAUUUUGUAGUGAUGGACGAUACCAGGAUUUUUAAUUCGAUACCGAUACUUUUAAGGUCGGUAUCGGCGGAUACCGAUACCUAUUUCGGUACCAAAAUGAACACAAAAUUUCAAUUUUCGAUACCGGAAGUGAGUACUUAAAUUGCUAGUAUCGGCUACUUUCGAUACCUGCCGGUCAGCGGAAAAACAUUUUUCAUUACUGUAUGUAACCUAAAUAAAGCUAUAUGUAAACCAAAAGCCCGAAACGUAAUAAAUAUUUUCUAUACAUGACUUAGCGCACCACAUUUGGAAUAUUAAGAGUUAUUUUAGUGGUUCAUUAAUUCUUAUUCAACCAAGAAGUGAAAUUAAACAGGUCGUUUAAAAAAGGGUGCAAGUAUCGAACGAUACUACGUCAGUAAUCGAUACCGCUGUUUGUGGUAUCGCUGGUAUCGAAUACCGAGUACUCGGUAUCGCCCAUCACUAAUAUUUUGCCGUUUUGCGUGGGAAAACAUUACCACAUGUGGCGAUAAAACGACUUGUGACUUGACUUGAAUUGACUUGCCACUCGGAAUGACUUGUGACUUGACUUGACUUGGAUUUAGACAAAAUGACUUGUGACUUGACUUGAACUCAGACCAAAUGACUUGUGACUUGACUUGGACUUGCAGGAAAUGACUUGUGACUUGACUUAGACUUGCAACAUAGGACUCGUUAACAACUCUGAUCUCUAGGGAGAACAGUUUAGACUGAUAGAACUAUCCAGUAUAAAUAAAGUUAGUUUUGUUUAUCGUUUCUAUUUAUAGUUCAACUAAGGACAUUGCAAGAAGAAAACAAGUUUCUGCUUCAAAAAGUACAGACGUUGGAGAGCGAACUAAAAUGGUAAUGCUUUGGUAGUUCUUUGAUCAUCAAGUACUGCAUAAAUAUGCUAUUUUUUAAACUAUAAUUGAUUGUCGUCAGGUCGAAGAAAGAAAAGAAACGCUUAACGUCUGAGAGAGAGAAACGCGACUCUGGUCAACUCAAUCAUAAAAACAGUUCAACCAACGCUAUUUCUAGACAGGUAAGGAAUAAUAAAGUUACAGAAAAUCGGUAAAAGAGAUUUACGUAUAAUUUUAAAAGUUUUUCCAAAUGAAAUAAUAAAAAAAUAUAUUGCCGUAUUCCUUUAAUGUUCAUACUUUUCAUUGUACCAUUGAGAAAUGUAGUUUAAUUGUCUUGUUCCUGUAAGUGGCAAGAUUUCUGUAGUUGGUCGCCAUCUGGACACAUUAAAUAAUCACAAGAGACUAUUCUUACUAUUUUUAAUGAAGACAUUCUCAUAUCUGCAGGUAUCACAAGACAGUAUGCAAAACAACGUAGAAGAUCUUACUCAAAAUAAAGAGAGUGCAAAGAGGAUUGAUGUUCUCAAUGAACAGAACUCAACACUGGUAAGGAAUCGUCAGGCUUUUAGAUUUUCUGUGGUAACACUGGAUCAAUCAGAGAUGAUCCUUACUGGACCUCUGGGGAGAACAGUUUAGAACUGAUAGAGAUAUCCAGUAUAAAUAAAGUUAGUUUAGUUUAGGUUUCCUCCUGUAGUAACACUGGAUCAAUAAGAGAUGACCCUUACUGGACCUCUAGGGAGAACAGUUUAGAACUGCUAGAGCUAUCCAGUAUAAAUAAAGUUAGUUUAGUUUAGGUUUCCUCCUGUAGUAACACUGGAUCAAUAAGAGAUGACCCUUACUGGACCUCUGGGGAGAACAGUUUAGAACUGAUAGAGCUAUCCAGUAUAAAUAAAGUUAGUUUAGUUUAGGUUUUCUAAAAUAUAAAACAACGGUAACUCCGAAAAAAAAAAUAUUUAAUAUUCAAAAAAAGAAAGAAAAAUAAAUAUUAAAAUAUUUAAUUUCGGAGUUACCGUUGUUUUAUACAGUAUUUUAUUAAAAUACUCAGUGGUUCCCGUAAUUUUUAGGUUUUCUCCUGUAGUAACAUUGGAUCAACAAGAGAUGAUCUUAUUGGAUCUCUAGGAAGAACAGUUUAGAAUUGAUAGAGCUAUCCAGUAAAAAUGAAGUUAGUUUAGUUUAGAUUUCCUCCUGUAGUAACACUGGAUCAAUAAGAGGUGAUCCUUACUGGAUCUCUAGGAAGAACAAUUUAGAACUGAUAGAGCUACCCCGUAUAAAAAAAGAUACUUAAGUUUAUGUUAUCUUCUGUGGUAACACUGGAUAAAUAAGAGAUGACUCUUAAUGGACCUCUAGGCAGAACAGUAUAGAACUGAUAGAGCUAUCCAGUAUAAAUAAAGUUAGUUUACUUUCUGGAUCUCUAGGAAGAACAGUUUAGAACUAAUGGAGCUAUCCAGCGUAAAUAAAGGAUUCCAUUUAGGUUUUCUUCUGUAGUAACACUGGACCUCUAUAGGGAGGAAGGUUUAGAACUAGGGCUAUGCAGUAAGUGCUUUCAUCUCUUAUUUUUUUCAGAAAUAUUUCCUGCUCCCGGUAUUUUUUAUUCUCCUGGCAAUGCUUGUAUCCUUUGCUUUUGGAAUUAUUGGUUCUAACACUCCAGUCAGCAAUCAAGCUAGCAAGACCCAGUGACCCUGGCCACUUGUACUUGUCAGUACCGUUAAUACAGCAUGUUAAAUAAGCAGUCGGGUUGCGCAACGAUGUAUCACGUGUAUCUUAACAUUUUCCUUUGUGUAUCAUUCUUCUGUCCGUCAUUCUCCUGUCUAUCAUUCGUCGGUCUAUCAUUCUUCAGUCUAUCAUUCUUUUGUCUAUCAUUCUUCAGUCCAUCACUCUGUGUGCAAUCGUUUGGGGAAAUGUUAAGAUACACGAUGUACGGGUUUAUUUGAAACAUAUAUUUAUACAUAUGGCCUUGGAUUGCUUAUAACUAUCAAAAGUCAGUAAAACUGGCCGUUACCAUUAAACAUUACACAGCAAUGAAUCGCAACUUUGCUAUCCACUGUAAAUAAAGUUGAUAUUGUAAGGUUAUAAAACUUAAACUCGGGCUAUUUAGGAUUGUUGCAUAAUUGUUCAAACUUCUAAGUUUGCAAAAGUUAUUUAAUUGUAAUGAUAUAUGAACGUUGAUAUUAUUUUUGAAAUUGUACAUUAGUAGUGAAUUUAAAGAAUGGCGCUCAACUCCAAAAUCUGUUAGUUUGUUUUGAAGAUUGUGGUAGAGCGCCUCGUUAGUUUUGUUUUUAUAAUGUGUUAAUAUAGGGAUGUUUCAAAUAUACAUGGUAUUUGCUACAUGUAAUUAAAUAAUGAUUAAUAAUCUUGUUCAGGAGCUCUUACUCACUUAUGAGUGAUCUGAUAUGCAGAACUUACUGCUGAGUUAAGCUUGCUAGAGCAAGCAGAGGGUAUACAGUACAUGUUCUUGAAUGUGACUACACAAGUGAAAUUCUCACAACUUGUCAACAAGAUGUGUUCGCAACAGACUUGUAGCAAGCUUGUGAACAAGUUGUAACAAUGCUGUUAUUUUAUCAAGUUGCUACAAGGUUGUCACUCACAACUUAUUGACAAAUUGUUGAAUUGUAGGACGAUAACAAGUUGUUGGAACAACUUGUAACAAGUCUGUUGAGCUCAACAACCUUGUAGCAAGUUGUCAACAAGCUGGGAACAAGCAGUGCGAACACAUCCUGAUGACAAGUUGUUGGAACAACUUGUAACAAGUCUGUUGAGCUCAACAACCUUGUAGCAAGUUGUCAACAAGCUGGGAACAAGUAGUGCGAACACAUCCUGUUGACAAGUUGUUGGAAUAGCAUUGCUACAAGUCUUUGCGUUUUUACGUGUGUACCUUAAAGUAAUCGGACGUUGUACAGAAUUAACUGUUGAGUUAAGUUAUGGUUAGAUUAUGCAGAGGGCAGUACAUGUUCUUGAAUGUGGACUACUUUAAAUUGAUUUGAUGUUGUACAGUACUCACUGCUGAGUUAAGCAUGGUUAGAUCAUGCAGAGGUACACACGUAAAAACGCACAAGUUGUAACAAACCUACAGCAGACUUGCAGCAAUAUUGUUCCAACAACUUGUCAACAGGAUGUGUUCGAACUGCUUGUUCCCAGCUUGUUGACAAGUUGUCAACGGCUUGUUGACAACUUGCUACAAGGUUGUUGAGCUCAACAGACUUGUUACAAGUUGUUCCAACAACUUGUUAUCGUCCUGCAAUUCAGCAAUUUGUCAACAAGUUGUGAGUGACAACCUUGUAGCAACUUGAUAAAAAAACAACAUCGUUACAACUUGUUGACAAGCUUGCUACAAGCCUAUUGCGAACACAUCUUGUUGACAAAUUGUGAGAUUUUGACGUGUGUCGUAUCAAACGACAGACUCGGGCAGAUAUCUUAGAGCUCUUCUUGAUCUCUGUAGCUGGUUCUGAUAAUAAUGCUGACUUGACAUAACCGGUUUGAAACUCUCUUGAUCUCGACUCAAUUCAAAAUGAUUCACCAACGAUGUAUGACCCACACACUCACACUGAGUUUUAUGUUUAUCCACGGUGACUUGCAUGAAUAGGUCACGUGCCACGUUCGAAUGUGUCACGUGAUUGCCAGGUGAUAUAGGUUUUUCUUCCAUAAUCACGUCCUCCAUGUCCCGCGUGUAAAACGCGUGGGAUUUCGUGCAAGGCAUUUUCUUUUUUCUUACUCGGUACAUCGCGGUCGUGGAGCCUGUGGACGAGGGACUCUCUAGGCUAUCCGUAGAGCAUGAUGGGAUAUCAGUCUUGUGAGGUUUAUGAUUGACUGUGCAAUGGUGUCGU